GCAAAGCUUUGAAACCCAUAUAUAAAUUCUCCAAUGGCAGGCCAAAGAAAGACCCUUUCUUUUUUCUACAUCUUCUUCUUCUUUGUAUCAGCCAUGAAAAAAGCUUCCUCUCCACCAUGAAAUAGAAGACAAAUUCCUCCCUUAACCCACAAAUUUCUUACUUUCAUUUAUUUACAAUUCCCCAAAAAAAGAAAAAGAAAUAAAGACAACGAGAAUUCAACCAAAAAAUUAGUAUUUCUAGGGUUUCUCUCUUCUCUCUCUUAGUUUUUCAAUGUCCAGAAUCUCAGGGUGUUCUGAGGAUGGUGAACGUGAGAAAUUGGGGAAUCAGUUCAGCCAUGAAAGCUCUCAGCUUGGAGCUCCCAAGAAGAAGAGGAACUUACCAGGAACACCAGACCCAGAUGCAGUAGUGGUAGCUCUUUCUCCAGAAACCCUAAUGACAACGAAUCGAUUCGUGUGCGAAAUAUGCAAUAAGGGAUUUCGAAGAGACCAAAACCUACAAUUGCAUCGGCGAGGGCACAACUUGCCAUGGAAGCUGAAGCAGAGGACGGGCGGGAGUGGGAGCGAGAUGAAGAGGAGGGUGUACGUGUGCCCGGAGCCAACGUGCGUCCACCACAGUCCCGCGAGGGCGCUCGGAGACCUCACCGGAGUAAAGAAGCAUUUCAGCAGAAAACAUGGAGAGAAGAAGUGGAAAUGUGAGAAAUGCUCCAAAAAGUAUGCUGUUCAAUCCGACUUAAAAGCUCAUACCAAAACUUGUGGCUCCAAGGAAUACAAAUGUGACUGUGGCACAAUCUUCUCCAGGAGAGACAGUUUCAUAACUCACAGAGCUUUCUGUGAUGCCUUAACAGAAGAAAACAACAAAUUAGCGCGCCGAGGCGCCAUGGCUUCCACCAUGGCCUCUCCCUUCCAACAACAAGUCCCUCGCCUUCCCUCUCCGCCAUUAACGCUGCCACAUGACCUCAUGCCCAUUCCCCCGAAGCCCCUUAACGUAUCAGCCGGAGCCAUGUUCUCGUCGUCCAACUCCGAACGAAAUGACCACCAGUUUCCUUCCCCCUCCGCCCUCAUGUCUGCCACCGCAUUGCUACAGAAAGCGGYGCAAAUGGGUGCUGCUGUGAGCAGCAGUGGAAGCCCCACCACGAGCUCRUCAAUGACCCAACAUAAGAAGGGCUACGUUACAAGGAUGGCUCCUUCUUCCUUUGGCGGACUAUUUCCCCAGACUGUUGCUAGCUUGCCCACCAGCUAUUUGCAGAAAUGCCCACAAGGAACCACUUCAGCUCAGCUGCUUUAUGAUUGCAGCACGGUGGACGUCGAGAUGAUCAACGACAUUUCGACGCUGAAUGGGAUGUUUGAUCAGCCGCUCAUGGAGGCCACGAGGAAGAAAAUGAACGACAAAAAUGGCGCCGCGAAGACGAUGACAUUGGAUUUGUUGGGGGCUGAGGGAGCAAAGAAGGAAGAUCCCUUUGGAGGGUUGAUGGAGAACAUGAGUUACUUUCGACAUCAAGCAGCAAUGGGAAGGCACACAUGGGAGAUUUGAUACUAUGGUGUAUGUGAUUUUAUAAUUCUCAUAUAAUGAAAUGAAUUUUUGGAUCGUC
Messenger RNA from Momordica charantia (bitter melon), 1589 nucleotides. Its product is annotated as protein indeterminate-domain 7. The record is from RefSeq and is a predicted model, not a curated record. Gene Ontology annotation, molecular function: DNA-binding transcription factor activity. Gene Ontology annotation, cellular component: nucleus. Lineage: Eukaryota; Viridiplantae; Streptophyta; Magnoliopsida; Cucurbitales; Cucurbitaceae.